CAGCCCUUGCUGUGUCCCACCAUGGCGUUCGCUGGCACCUGGCACAUCUACGCUCAGGAGAACCUCGAGCCCUUCCUCAAGGCUCUGGGGUUGCCAGAUGACACCAUCAAAAUGGCCAAAGAUAUUAAGCCUGUUGUUGAAAUACAACAAAAAGGCAACGACUUUGUUGUGACUUCCAAAACACCCAACAAAUCUGUAACCAACUCGUUUACACUGGGCAAGGAGGCUGACAUCACCACCAUGGAUGGCAGGAAGCUGAAGUGCACUGUGAACUUGGUCAAUGGGAAGCUGGUGUGCAAAUCAGAUAAAUUCUCUCAUGAGCAGGAAGUAAAAGGAAAUGAAAUGGUGGAGACCAUAACAUAUGGUGGAGUAACACUUGUCAGAAGAGGCAAGAAAGCCUAAAGACAGAUCCCC
Molecule: messenger RNA, 414 nt
Organism: Agelaius phoeniceus (red-winged blackbird)
Lineage: Eukaryota; Metazoa; Chordata; Aves; Passeriformes; Icteridae
Product: fatty acid-binding protein, liver-like
Molecular function (GO): lipid binding
Source: RefSeq, a predicted model, not a curated record